Messenger RNA from Gossypium raimondii (Peruvian cotton), 1749 nucleotides. Its product is annotated as heptahelical transmembrane protein 4. Gene Ontology annotation, molecular function: signaling receptor activity. The transcript has 5 exons. Bases 323 to 1531 code for a protein of 402 amino acids. The record is from RefSeq and is a predicted model, not a curated record. Gene Ontology annotation, cellular component: membrane. NCBI's taxonomy places the organism in Eukaryota, Viridiplantae, Streptophyta, Magnoliopsida, Malvales, Malvaceae.
UUAAAAAAGGAAAAUCCAAAACCGUCGUGCCACCAGAGCACUAUCAAACAAACAAUCUUUCGGUAUCUCCGCAUCUAUUCAGCGAAUCUGAUCCUAUUUCUUGAGUUUCAUUUUGUUUUUCGUUCUUUGCUGUUAAGAUGAGGCUUCCUUCUUCAAUUUCUUAAAGGGAAGCCUUGUUCUUUUGUUUUCUUGGAACGUGACUUUGUGUUGUGCUGAUUUUAGAGUCCUCCGCCCGAGAUUUCUGUUUUUAUAGAAGGAUUCCCGUCUGGGUUUUCAUUCUCAGUCCGUGAUUCUUCAAUUUCCUUCAUUUUCAGUUAGAAAGAUGGGCAGCGUGGAACAACUUUGUGAAGAUUCAAACCUGCCAACCGAAACAAUGGAGCAGUGUAAAGUGAACUGUUCAAAGGAAGGGAAAGGGAAGAGGUUGUGGAAAAAGGUUAAGUAUCAGCUGGUUGAGUACCACUCAUUGCCUGGAUAUUUGAGGGACAAUGAGUAUAUUUUGGGCCACUAUAGAUCAGAAUGGCCAAUGAAACAGGUUUUGCUUAGCAUCUUCACAAUUCACAACGAAACCUUGAACGUUUGGACGCAUUUGAUUGGGUUCUUCAUUUUCCUUGCCCUUACGAUAUACACUGCAAUGAAGGUUCCGAAGGUUGUUGAUUUUCACUCUCUGCAGCACAUUCCUGAUGUAUUGAGAAAGGCUGAUUUACACAAACUGCAUUCAGAAUUAUUGACAUGCCUGCCUUCCUUACCAAAUAUGCCCGGUUUGCACAAACUUCGGGAGGAGUUACUGUUGCUCUCAGGUUGGCAUGUCAGGGAACUUCUGUAUAAUUGUUUACCUGAGCGUUUCUUUUCUGGAAAUCACACCGAUGUUUGUGUUUUGCAAAGUGUGAAGGAGGAUGUGGCAAACAUAAUAGCACCCCUGAUGGUGAGACCGAUAACACGGUGGCCUUUCUUUGCCUUCUUGGGUGGUGCAAUGUUCUGCUUGCUGGCUAGCAGCACAUGCCACCUUCUCUCUUGCCACUCUGAGCGCCUAUCAUAUAUCAUGCUCAGGCUAGACUAUGCUGGGAUCGCGGCUCUCAUAUCUACUUCCUUCUAUCCUCCGGUGUAUUACUCCUUCAUGUGCGAUCCAUUCUUUUGCAACCUCUAUUUGGGAUUCAUAACCAUCUUGGGAGUCUCAACGAUCAUAGUUUCCUUAUUGCCAGUGUUUCAGAAUCCCGAGUUUCGCAGCAUUCGUGCAUCCCUCUUCUUUGGCAUGGGCAUGUCAGGAAUAGCACCCAUUCUUCACAAGCUCAUCUUGUUCUGGCACCAGCCUGAGGCACUUCUCACAACCGGGUAUGAGGUUUUGAUGGGGCUUUUUUAUGGCAUUGGAGCUUUGGUCUAUGCGACAAGGAUACCGGAACGGUGGAUGCCCGGGAAGUUCGACAUUGCUGGGCACAGCCACCAACUUUUUCACAUCUUGGUCGUUGCAGGGGCAUACACUCAUUACCGUGCAGGACUGGUUUACCUCAAAUGGCGGGAUCUAAAUGGAUGUUAAAGUGAAACUAGAGAGGAGUCGAUUACUGAAAGAAGUAGCUAAAAUUUAUGUGCGGUUGAAUUUAUGAUCAACCCAUUGUCAGUCAAGUGUAUAUUCUUCAUUAAAUCAGUCUUACAGCUCUAAGAACCAUUAGCUUUCAGCCUUAGUUCAUGUUCUAAACAUGCAAAUACUUCUAAUAAUGUGGCAGAGACAAGAACUUAAUGUUUUGGAGGUUUUAA